CUGUCUUCCUGAGGGUGGAGCUCAGUCAGAGGCUGUGCUCCUUCCUGCUGCUCACACCCUAGGUAGCACAGCUGAGGAGGACAGAGGCCGGUCUGCCCCUUGCUUACUGCAGCCACAGCGGGAGUAUCCAGCGUCUGCGUUUCCCAGGAGAGGAGUGUUCCUGUGCCAGGUCUUCAGAGAGCACUUCACGAGAUUCAGCAUUUUCUGGUCUUUUACUGGAAACAUUUGGAUCUGACCUGUGACACCAGAAAUUUCUUUUCUCUCCUGAGCUGCUCUUCAUCUCUUUGUUGAAGCCUUCCUGAGAUCUUCAAUACUUUUCUACAAAUCACACCUCUCCUGAAACCAACCAUGAGCCAGUCCUCCUCCUCCAGAUCGCCUGCCCCAAAUGAUCAUGAUUUGGCCUUCAACUUUGACAUGUUUUUUAAGGCAUUCAAGUUAGAAAGGAAAAUCCUCUCUCAGGAAACAAUCAAUUUGAUUCAUUCAUGCCUGAUGAUUGGGAACCUUCAGACAGCAGUUGAUAUCAUCACUGAGGCACUGAGAGAGAUCGAGAAUGCUCCACUGAGCAUUGCUGUGACUGGGGAGACUGGGUCAGGGAAGUCCAGUUUCAUCAAUGCCCUGAGGGGUAUUGGGCAUGAGGGAGAAGGUGCAGCCCCCACUGGGGUGGUGGAGACCACCAUGGAGAGACUUCCAUACAAACACCCAAAGUUUCCAAAUGUGACAUUCUGGGACCUGCCUGGCAUUGGUUCCACUACCUUUACACCAGAGACAUAUCUGAAGAAACUGAACUUUGGUGAGUAUGACUUCUUUAUUAUUACCUCUGAUACACGCUUCAGGGAAAAUGAUGCACAGCUGGCCAAAGCAAUUGGAAAAACAGGGAAGAAUUUCUACUUUGUUCGAACAAAAGUGGACAACGAUAUACAUAAUGAACGAAGAAGUAAACCUCAGACCUUCGACCAGGAGAGAAUCCUACAAAUGAUUCGCAAGAAAUGUCAGGGAAAACUACAGGAGGACAAUGUGAGUCACCCUCGGGUCUUCUUGGUCUCCAACAUUGAUGUGUCUGACUAUGAUUUCCCAAACCUGGAGAUGACACUUCUGAGGGAACUCCCAGCCCAGAAGCGCCACAUCUUCAUGCUCUCCCUGCCCAGUGUCACUGAGGCCGCCAUUGACCUGAAGAGGGACUCCCUGAGGCAGAAGGUGUGGCUGGAGGCACUGAAGGCUGGAUUCCUGGCCACCAUCCCUUUUGUGGGUGUGAUCAGUGAUCUGGAGAAGCUGGAGGAGACCUUAACCCUGUACCGGUCUUACUUUGGCCUGGAUGAUGCAUCCCUGGAAAUCAUGGCCAAGGAUUUGCAUGUGUCAGUGGAGAAACUCAAGUCACACAUUAAGUCUCCACAUUUGCUGUCUGUUGAGAAGGAUAAAGAUUCCCUAACGAAAAAACUGUUGAAAUGUAUUGAAAUGGUUUUGUCAGCCAUGGGGGGGCCCCUUGCCACUGGACUGUACUUUUCAAAGACCUUCUAUUUGCAAAAUUGCUUUCUUGAUACUGUGGCUAGUGAUGCUAAAGCUCUCCUUAAAAAAGAGCUUUUCACAGAAAAGACCAGUCUUUCCUAGUUUUACACCUAUGUAUGUUGGGAGAGAAAUUGGGACGAUGAGGCCCAGACCCCCUGCAUCCUUGGUCCCAGCAGCUGGCUUCAUGGUAGAGAGUUCCUCCAGGCAAGCCUGGUGCUUCUGUGCCAUUUCAGGCCUCCUGAGCUUUCCAUGCUCCCAGCCCUGGAUUAACCUCUUCCUUUAGUACCUUUCAUGACAAAAUGUUGGAUUAACUGUAAAGGCUUGCUCAAAAUCUCCCUAUGGAAAUAAAGGAAGGGAGUCUGGCAUUCUAGACUGAGAAAUGAGACCAUCUCAGUGGCCCAGCUACUUUGUGUCCAGGGCUAGACUUAUUAACAUUAUACUAAUGUCAAAUUGCUUAUCUCAAUGCCUGGCACCCAGUAGGUGCUCUAUAAAUGUUUGAUGAAUGGUCCUAUCCCAUGCUUAGUAGUCAUUCCCGACCUGCCCCUCUGAUGGAUCCUCUGUCUCCUUCCAGAGCCAAUUGUCUUGUCUGACAAGCCUCUGCAAUGUAACAAUAAAGAACACAGUAGUAUAAGCCCUGA
Manis javanica (Malayan pangolin) is the source of this 2141-nucleotide messenger RNA. RefSeq names its product T-cell-specific guanine nucleotide triphosphate-binding protein 2-like. Gene Ontology annotation, molecular function: GTP binding; GTPase activity. Gene Ontology annotation, biological process: innate immune response; cellular response to interferon-beta; autophagosome assembly. Lineage: Eukaryota; Metazoa; Chordata; Mammalia; Pholidota; Manidae. The record is from RefSeq and is a predicted model, not a curated record. Gene Ontology annotation, cellular component: endoplasmic reticulum membrane.